AUGUCUAAGAUCCUAGUGGUAGUGGGCGCCACCGGCCAACAAGGCAGCUCCGUCGUUGAUGCUAUCAUCUCCGACCCCAAAUUAAGCCAGGAGUAUACCAUCCGCGGCACAACUCGCGACCCCAACAGCCCAAAAGCACAAGACCUAGCAUCCAAAGGCAUUGAAAUCGUCGCAGCCAGCUUCGAUGACCCCGAAUCACUCCAACGCGCCUUCACCGGCGCACACGUCGUAUUCGCAAAUACCCCAACAAUCUACGACGGCCGCACCUACGAGCACGAAGUCACGCACGGCCGCGCCCUAAUCGACGCCGCGGUCGCAGUGGGCGUGCCCUACUACAUCUACUCCACUCUGCCCAGCAUUUCAAAGAUCUCCCAAGGAUGGCUAAAAAACGGCGGCCAUUUCGACGGCAAAGAAGAAGUCGAACAGUACAUCCGUACGCAACCAAUCCGAAGCGCCUUUGUCGCGCCGGGCUCAUUCAUGUCGAAUUUCCAUGAGACCAUGGCUCCGCGACGCAUGGAAAAUGGUGAAUACGCUUUGCUUCUGCCUGUUCCACCUCAUGUGAAGCUGCCGUUGAUAGAUACAGAUGAUGAUCUGGGGAAGUGGGUAGCAGCUAUUCUGGCGGAUUUCGAUCAGUAUGAGGGAAAGGUGCUUUGCUGUGCUACCGCAAUGUAUAGUUUUGAGGAGAUAGUGGAGACUAUGAGCCGCGUAUCGGGGAAGACGGUAGUGUAUCGUGAGGUGCCGGAGGAGAUUUGGAAGGGGUUUUUACCGGAGAUGAUGAGGGAUCAUAUUGUGGAUAUGUUUACGCUUUUCAGGGUCUUUGGGUAUUAUGGGGAUGGGACGGAGGAGAAGGUCAAGUGGUCGGCGGAGCAGGCGAGGGGGGAGUUGACAACUUUGGAGGCAUAUUUGAGGAAAUAUCCACUUAAGCUUGAGUAG
Molecule: messenger RNA, 933 nt
Organism: Aspergillus luchuensis
Lineage: Eukaryota; Fungi; Ascomycota; Eurotiomycetes; Eurotiales; Aspergillaceae
Product: NmrA/HSCARG family protein
Exons: 1
Coding region: 1-933 (310 amino acids)
Source: RefSeq, a predicted model, not a curated record